This is a messenger RNA of Gossypium arboreum, 1282 nucleotides long. RefSeq names its product octanoyltransferase LIP2p, chloroplastic-like. Lineage: Eukaryota; Viridiplantae; Streptophyta; Magnoliopsida; Malvales; Malvaceae. Gene Ontology annotation, biological process: protein lipoylation. Bases 231 to 1091 code for a protein of 286 amino acids. The transcript is spliced from 4 exons. The record is from RefSeq and is a predicted model, not a curated record. Gene Ontology annotation, molecular function: lipoyl(octanoyl) transferase activity. Gene Ontology annotation, cellular component: mitochondrion.
AUAGUCAGUGAGGCUUUGGAGUUAGGGCUUACAUGGUAUCACCUGAAAAGACAAAAUAGCCCAGAAAUUAGCCAAAUGACUGACUUGACCUUAACAUCCUCAACAAAUUGCCGAGUUGCAUUCGCGCAUCAAUUUUGGAACUUCGGUUUCUUCGCCCGCCGUGAGGAAUUAGUAAUUCAGUAAAAUUCCAAUGUUCUACGAUCAUUCUUGAUUACAGAUAUUUAUAAGAUAUGAUUGUCGCAACGAAUCUGUGUUUCAGAACUAUCCCAACAACAUGCACAACCGUAAAGCAACAAAAGGAUCCUCCUCACCAACUCAACCUAGUAAUUCCAACAAAAACAAAGGCGUGCGAGUGUUUUGAUUUGCACAAGGAGCUUAUUCCAUAUGAAAAGGCAUGGUCUUGGCAGAAACAGAUCGUUAAACAGAAGAAAUCAUUGCUACAAGAACAUGAGGAUUGCCCAGAUACAUUAAUUGUUCUUCAGCAUAACCCUGUUUAUACAAUGGGCACUGGCAGCUCGGAAAACUAUUUGAAUUUUGACGUAAAGGAAGCUCCUUUUGAUGUUUAUCGAACUGAACGCGGCGGGGAAGUUACAUACCAUGGGCCUGGACAGCUGGUUAUGUAUCCUAUUAUUAAUCUUCGGAAUCACAAGAUGGAUCUUCAUUGGUAUCUUAGGACACUUGAGGAGGUGGUGAUUCGUGUUCUUUCAUCUACAUUUUCUAUCAAAGCUUCUAGGAUUGAAGGGUUAACGGGUGUUUGGGUUGGAAAUCAGAAAUUGGCUGCAAUUGGUAUAAGGGUAUCCAAGUGGAUAACCUACCAUGGGUUGGCACUUAAUGUCACCACAGACCUAACUCCCUUCAGCUGGAUAGUUCCCUGUGGGUUACGUCAUCGUCAAGUCGGAAGCAUAAAGGGGUUGCUUCAAGAAUUUCAGUCAUCUAGACAAUAUGCUGAGGCAAUUAAACCGUUUCCUGAUGAUUACCAGUUGAUUGAUAUCUCCUACAGGUCCUUGAUUAAGGAGUUUUCUGAAGUUUUCAAUCUUGAAAUCCAUCAAAAGGCCAUCACUGUGCCUGAAUUUUGGAGAGAGGACCAUUAAGCAGAUGGGAGAGCCUGAAAGAAGAGUAAAUUGCCUUAUGACAACAAGAUAUUUAUUAAUGCUUCUUUACCCUGCAAGUCAUGAACAAGUUACCUCUUCUCAGUUCCCAGAGCAGAAGCGUGUAAGAUUUGCUUAUCCUAUAACAUUAUAUGUCCAAAUAUGCAGAUUAUAGAAUUGAAUAAUUCUAGAAA